Colletotrichum phormii is the source of this 1375-nucleotide messenger RNA. Its product is annotated as zinc-binding dehydrogenase. Bases 180 to 1187 code for a protein of 335 amino acids. NCBI's taxonomy places the organism in Eukaryota, Fungi, Ascomycota, Sordariomycetes, Glomerellales, Glomerellaceae. Gene Ontology annotation, molecular function: oxidoreductase activity; zinc ion binding. The transcript has 3 exons. The record is from RefSeq and is a predicted model, not a curated record. Gene Ontology annotation, cellular component: mitochondrion.
CGAAAGCUCAUACCCUCAAUCUUAGAUUCAUACAAGCUCAAUAUAUUCAUCUUCCAUCUCAUCCGGUUCAUACAGGAGUCUUUAUUACACACCAUCGUCGUCCAGUUUUACUUCAUAUCCUAGCCUUCAAUUAAUCUCAAUCAAGUAUCUUACUUACCUACCUUAGACGGCCAGUUACAAUGCGCGGCAUUCAGCUCAAGGAAUAUGUCAAGUCUCCCAAGGAGCUCCGCGUGACGGACCUCCCAGACCCCGUCCCCAAGAAGGAUGACGAGUACCUCAUCCAAGUCCACGCCACGGCAGCCAAUUUUUUCGACAUUCUCCAAAUCCAAGGGAAAUACCAAACUCAACCUCCCUUCCCCUGGACAUCGGGCUGCGAAUUCGCAGGCAUCGUCCUCAAAGCCCCCUCCUCAAACGCAAAAUACCCCGUCGGCGCCCGCGUCUUCGGCGCCACCCAAGGCGCCUUCGCCUCGCAGUGCGUCGCCCGCGAAAAGGAGCUCCUCGCCAUCCCGGACGGCCAGUCCUACACCGAGGCCGCCGGCCUCUUCAUCACCGCGCCCACCUCCUACGGCGCCCUCGUCGUCCGCGCCGGCGUGAAACCGGGCGACAUCGUCCUCGUCCACGCCGCCGCGGGAGGCGUCGGCCUCGCCGCUGUACAAGUCGCAAAGGCCUUUGGCGCCACCGUCAUCGCCACGGCCUCGACCCCGCGCAAGCUCGACGUCGCCAAGGCCUUUGGCGCCGACCACGUCGUCGACUACCGCGAGGCCGACUGGCCCGCCAAAGUGAAGGCCCUCACCCCGGGUGGCCGCGGCGUCGACAUCGUCUACGACCCCGUCGGCAUGGUCGACGCCAGCACCAAGUGCACGGCGUGGAACGGCCGCAUCCUCAUCAUCGGCUUCGCGGCGGGCAAGAUUGAGAAGGUGGCCAUGAACAAGGUGCUCCUCAAGAACAUCAGCCUUGUCGGCAUCUUUUGGGGCCAGUACGGCGUCAAGGAGAAAGAGACCGUCGUCGAGGUGUGGAAGGGCAUCAUGAAGCUCGUCGCCGAGGGGAAGCUGCGCGGCACGGAGUUCACCGACGAGGAGUUUGUCGGGCUCGAGCGCAUUCCAGAUGCACUUAUUGCUUUGGGGAGUCGGGGGACUUGGGGUAAGGUCGUUGUCAAGAUCCCGCAGGACGGUCAGAGCAAGUUGUAGAAAGCAAAGUUGUUGCGAGACGGUUGGUUUUUUUGGCGAAUAGAGCGAGGCCUAUCUAGAUGACAUUUUGGAUCAGUCACAUAUGCAAGUGUUCAAUGUCGUUCACAACUCUGUAGACAGGCACUUCGAAUGUCGUGCUUCCAAUUGUUCUUGUAUUCACAUUUGCCAUUGCCAGGAGAUGCGCCAAG